UGAGACUUUAGAAUAAUUAACACCACCCACCACUUUCCCAUUCAAACUCCUUUUUUCAUGCUACCCAUAUUCAAUAAAGCCACAACCAAAGCAGAAAAGACACACAGCAUCUCUCUCCUUGUCUACCUCUUUCUACACAUCAACAUGGGCUCCAAUAACGCUCCUUUGGAAUUCUCAUACACCUUGCUGCCGCUGCUGCUGCUGCUUCUUGGCUUUGCAAGCUCAAACUUGGACCAAGAUAGAGCAGAAUGUGCAGAUCAACUAGUCGGUCUCGCCACAUGUCUUCCUUACGUCGGUGGCGAUGCCAAAACUCCCACCCUAGACUGUUGCACCGGAAUCAAGCAAGUCCUUGAGAAGAGCAAGAAAUGCUUGUGCGUCCUAAUCAAGGACAGAGAUGAUCCCAAACUUGGCCUCAAGAUAAACGCAACUCUCGCACUGGGACUCCCUAACGCCUGUCAUGCACCCUCUAACAUAUCCGAGUGUGUUUCCCUUCUGCAUUUGUCACCUAAUUCAACGGAGGCUAAAAUAUUCGAGGGACACUCAAACAGCACCAAAGGGAGCAGUACGGCAACGGUUGCCAGUGUUAAAGGGAACUCCACCGGCAAUGGAUCAAGUAGUGCUGAAGAAAAAAGCGAUGGUGGCCGAGUGGGAAAGAUGUGGUUGGGAGCAGAGAUCGUCUGUGGAAUUCUGCUAUGGUUUUUCACACCAUACCCACCGUUUUAAGUUUGCUGGAGAGAACAAAUCCUGGUUUGGCCGAGAGCCAAGACCUACUCGGUUUGCUCAUAGGAGAGCUUUAUACUCCUGCGAAAUUUCUCUUUUGUCCUUACGGUUCUAGUGAUGGACAACCUCAAAUUAAUCCUGAUUAUUGUCAAUUUGGUCCUAUCAUGUUAGAUUCCAUCCCGAGUAACUUUGAAUUGCUACGAAUCCAAUACAAAUAAGUAAGCAGGUCAAUCAUCUUGACCCAACCCGA
Molecule: messenger RNA, 970 nt
Organism: Juglans regia (Persian walnut)
Lineage: Eukaryota; Viridiplantae; Streptophyta; Magnoliopsida; Fagales; Juglandaceae
Product: protein YLS3
Exons: 4
Coding region: 58-723 (221 amino acids)
Source: RefSeq, a predicted model, not a curated record